This is a messenger RNA of Triticum aestivum (bread wheat), 1766 nucleotides long. Its product is annotated as LOB domain-containing protein 40. Gene Ontology annotation, biological process: regulation of gene expression. The coding region runs from base 615 to 1508 and encodes 297 amino acids. The transcript has a single exon. The record is from RefSeq and is a predicted model, not a curated record. Lineage: Eukaryota; Viridiplantae; Streptophyta; Magnoliopsida; Poales; Poaceae.
CAUCCUCAAAAUCAAUGAUUUUUUUGCAACUCCGCAAUUCAAGGUAUUUUAUCGUGAAACUUUACACACAGUUUUUUUUAAGAAUUUAUGGGAACUGAAAGUUUGAAUGUUGAAUAAACAUGCGGUAUGGCAAAAGAUGACGAUGCCAUCCAUCGGUAAAACCAGGGGACCUGCAACUUGUUUCUCCAACGGGGAUGUCAUGCCAAUGCCAUCAUGCCCAUCACUGCAACCAAACCGUGGUACGUCGCAAAGUCCACCGAAAGUGCCGCCUCUAGUUUCACUGCAAGCCGUUGAAAAAAUCCAUUUCCCUUUUGGAACAUUCGUGUGCGACGCGGCUCCGUGAUACCGGGGUAGCCGUGCAGUGGACAUCUCCCAUUGUUUAGUCGGCCAUCUCCCGUUGUUUUGGCAGCGGCCCCGAACCCGCCUUCCCAAAACCAUUGGCGCCCACGCCACCUAUAAAACCCAUCACCACCACCAAAUCACCACCAUCACACACCAGCCAAAAUAUUCCAACGAAGCAAGAAGAGAGAGCCACAGUCCACAGCACCACGAUCGAUCGAUCGAUCUCCAACGACUCCGGCGCCGGGCUUUGAUCGGAAGGGAAGAAGAGGAGGAUGCGGAUGAGCUGCAACGGGUGCCGGGUGCUGCGCAAGGGGUGCGGCGAGGGGUGCACCAUCCGCCCCUGCCUGGAGUGGAUCCGGAGCGCCGACGCGCAGGCCAACGCCACCGUCUUCCUCGCCAAGUUCUACGGCCGCGCCGGCCUGCUCAACCUCCUCGCCGCCGACGACGCCGGCCUCCGCCCCGCGCUCUUCCGCUCGCUGCUCUACGAGGCGUGCGGCCGCAUGGUCAACCCCGUCUACGGCUCCGUCGGCCUGCUCUGGUCCGGCCAGUGGGGGGCCUGCCAGGCCGCCGUCGAGGCCGUGCUCAAGGGCCGCCCCAUCGUCCGGGUCACCUCCGACGCGCCCCUCACGGCGUGCGACAUCCGCCACGUCGCCAAGGCCGACCGCCCUGCCGCCUCUCCGGAGGCCGCCGGCACGCUCCUCGGCGUCUCGUGCGCCGGGCGCACCGGGUUCAAGCGCGCGUCCUCCUCCACGGCCAAGUCCAAGACCAAGACCAAGAGCUUCUCCGGCGCGAAGCACAACGAUGGGCUCGACCGCGCGCCGAGCCACGAGGAGUCGGCCGGCAGCCACGACCACGGCAGCCACGUUGAAGACGGCGGCAUGGCAGUCGAGCAGGCGAGGGGAGAUGAGUCGUCCGUGGGCACUGAGGUUGACGCCGGCUCGCACGUGAGCCAAGCAGAGCACAGCCCCGUGCCCCCGGCGCACCAGGUGGCCAAGGACGAGGAGGCACAUGACGACGAAAUCGGGCUGGAGCUGACGCUGGGGUUCCAGCCGGUCACCCCGCGCGUGGUGGCGAGGUCGCCGCCGGCAGGGGCACGCUUCGGCGCCAGCAGCUCGAGCGCCGAGUCCAGCCACAUCGGCCUGCUGCUUGAACUGCCGGUGUCAUAGAGACGCGGCCGGCGACAGUGCCGUACUGCCGUCCUUCAUACUAGCUGAGAUAGAGUCCAUAAGUUUUGGGAUCGUGUCAUGCUCCUUCGUUGGUUUCCGUUUUCUUUUCCCCAUUUUAGAGUAGAGAUGGCAGUGGAAUCUUGUACCUUGUCCAUGCUGACCGCCUUGUUUCCGUUUUCUUUUCCCCAUUUUAGAGUAGAGAUGGCAGUGGAAUCUUGUACCUAUAUUACUCACAGGAAUGACACUAGCUAUGAUGUA